CCUCCUGCUGUCCUCACCGAUUCCAUUGCACCAAAGACUUACCUUAAAAUAAGGUGGUUUCGAUAUAAAAACGGGUUAAUUCCAGUGAAAUACGCAAUUUACAUGUUGAUAACUAUCUUUUCCACUAAAGUAAACAAGUAAAAUAUCAACCGGGAAGUGAGAUAUCGCAGGAAAUCAUGAACCUCGGUGGUGUUGUUUAGUUUAUUUCACACACUUAUAAGCAAUGCAAUUUUAUUCCUGCGGCUAAAUCAACACUGAUACACAAACAAAUCAAUAACCGAAAUCAAGCAUGUCGGGGGCUGUGUACCAACCGACUACGAUCACCUACGAAUCGAACGGGCAGCAGGAAAGAUGGCAGGACAGGCCCAUCAGCUACCUAGCUUCGGUCUCGCAGGGGGCCCGCAGGCCCUGCGGAAUGAGCUGUUUACCGUCCAGGAAUGUGCUUCCCCUUAUGAUUGUAUCGUCCUGCGUUGGCUGUUUCAUUAUAGGAUUAGUGAUGCUGAUUCACGGCGCAAUGGCGUACUCAGAACCAUCAGAAUCACCAGAUAAUCUCUACCUAAUCGUAACCCUUAUCGGAGCAGUAUUAUUCGCCACGUCCAUUUUACUCUUCGUGUUCUUCGUCCGCCUGACCAGAAGAAUGUGCUGGAGAAACACCAAAGACCAUUUGAACACUUCGGGCGGUCAGGCUCUCACAAUAAAUCCCUCCACCGAUCUGCUCGUCACGGCCCAAUACGCCCCCGUCUCCGAGGUGGCCUACCAGCCCGCCCAGCAAGAGGACACCGAGCAGAGCAAGCUGAUGGCCCCCGAGCACAAAGACCUGACAAAUGAAGAUGUAGAUAGAAUGAUCGAGAGAGAUCCGAGAAUCGUCCUUCGUCCUUUGAAUACUCCCGCGCACGAGGACACGUAAGAGGUUCCAUCUGGAAAUCUGAAAAUUCGCGACUGUCCGUUUAGAAUAGAAUAAAGUUCGUACGUUUUAAAAUGACCGUAUUAGAGCUAUCUAGGAUCAUUUAUACCGCUCCAGAAUCAUUUAGAACUGUCUAGAAACAUUUAGACUGCUCCAGAAUCGUUUAGAACUGUCCAGAAUUAUUUAGAAUGCUGCAGAAUCAUUUAAAACUGUCGAGAACCAUUUAUAAUUAUUUAGAACGCUCCAGAACCGUUUAGAACUGUUUAGAACCAAUUAAGACGCUCCAGUAAGUCACAAAAACAACAAAUUGUAGUCAAAACCUGUCAAUCAAAACCCUAGUCAUAUGGCGGAAUUAACAUUGGCACUAGGGACAUUUUGAAUUGCGUGGAAAUUACUAAAAAUGAUGUCAUUGUCAUUUUAAAGCGAACGAACUUUAGAAAAUUUAUUUUUCUUGUAGUAAAAAAAUAAUGGAGGGGCUGGUGAUUCGGAUGAGAUUUAUAAAAUUAUUAGCCUGAGUUUUGCGUUGAUUUGGAUUUAUUUUGACUCGAAAUGCGCUGGUUUAGCUUUAAAAUUGUUAGUUUUUUUUUUUGUAAAUUAAGCUCGUUUUUUCGAUAUUUUAAGCAAGCUUUAGUAAUUUAAAAGAAAGUUUAAAGAGAUCCUAAUUUACUUGUAUUGUAAUGAUAGUGCCAAAUUACAAACAUUUUUAUUUUAUUGGAUCGUUUUAGUGAAAUUGGGGCUAAUAAUCUCGCGUAUUAUUCGCAAAAGCGACUUUACGAAUGCAUAUCAGCAUUUGAACGAGUUAAGCAAUAUCAAAUUCUAAUUCCUUAUUAUUAUUUAUUUAAUAUUUAUUUUAACUUUACACGUACGGCUUGACUAAAAUAGGUUUUAGUUAAUUGUUAGCGUGCUUUAAGCGAAAACUAGGCCGGAAUGCGUUGAAUUUAUUCGAAAUAAAUUACGUUUAAUUUUGAGACUUAAUAAUUUAUUGAUACGUUAGAUUAAUUGUUUAUGCGUAACGACACGAUGAUAUUUAAAUGUACCUAUUUUGAGAAAAUAUUUACAAUUCGAAAAUUUUUCGAAGCUCAUUUUCACUGGUAUUUUCCUGCUGGAAAAUCGGUUGUGAUUAAUUUUCCAGAUCUGCAUAUUUUUCUCUCUACAUUUCUCGCGUGAAAUAUUGUGAUUUACAUAUAUCAAAUUAACGAUAAAAUUACGUUUGCUUCGUUAGAAAUUUAUUACUUAUUCACUUAUACACGUUAAAUUAUUUUAAGUAGGUAUCGUAUUGAUUUUUGUAUUCCAAAGUUUUCUUAAUAAAAAUAAUAAUAAACGAUUAUUUGAG
Phyllotreta striolata is the source of this 2237-nucleotide messenger RNA. Lineage: Eukaryota; Metazoa; Arthropoda; Insecta; Coleoptera; Chrysomelidae. The record is from the annotation of a GenBank genome assembly.